AUGGACUAUGGCCAUGAACCCAAAUACCCCACUGUGGUACCGGCUGUGGACGUUGACCCUGACAGAGAUGCUGCCAGAACUAGACCGGCUAUCAAAACCAAAGGAGUGGAUGAACAGACCAUCAUUGACAUCCUCACAAAGCGGACCUACUCACAAAGACGAGACAUUGCUUUUUCGUAUGAAAGGAGGGCAAAGAAGGACAUGAUCUCAGCCCUGAAGGCAGAGCUGUCAGGCUCUCUGGAAACGGUGAUCCUUGGAUUGAUGAAGAGCACGGCCCAGUACGAUGCCUCCUUGAUCAGAGGCUCCAUCAAGGGUGCAGGAACAGAUGAAGAGACGCUGAUUGAGGUUUUGUGCUCACGCAGCAACAAUGAGCUGGUGGAGAUCAAGAAGGUCUACAAGGAGUUGUUCAAGAAAGACCUGGAGAAAGACGUGGCAGGUGACACCUCGGGGAACUUUGCUAAACUGCUCUUGGCUCUGGUGCAGACCAAGAGAGCAGAACCGUCCUCGAUGGUAGACUAUGAAAAGAUUGAUGAAGAUGCCAGAGCACUCUAUGAAGCUGGGGUGAAGAUAAAAGGAACUGAUGUGCCGACCUGGAUCUCCAUUAUGUCUGAAAGAAGCGUACCCCACCUGCAAAAGGUGUUUCAAAGGUACAAGAGUUACAGCCCCUAUGACAUGCAGGAGAGCAUUAUGAAGGAAGUUAAAGGAGACUUGCAACGGUCCUUCCUAGUGCUAGUUCAGUGCUUUGAAAACAAACAGCUGUACUUUGCCAACCGACUGAAUGAAGCCAUGAAGAGUAAAGGCGCCAAAGAGAAGAUGGUGACCAGAAUUAUUGUGUCGCGCUGCGAGGUGGACCUGAAAAAGAUCUGCUCUGAAUACAAGACCAACUUGGGAGAGUCUUUGCAGAAGACUAUUAUGGAACACACCAAGGGAGACUACCAGAAGGUGCUGCUCGGCCUGUGCGGACCAGAGGAGUGAACAUGAAUCAUCCGUAUCAAAAGGGCCUCACUUUCCACCUCUGGAAAGGUGUAAUGGAAAGGUUGACUUAUGAAUAUCACACUUGGAACAAACUCUGUGGCAAAAUCCCAUCCUUUUUUUUUAUUCACACAUUUAAAUGCCACAUUGAAUACAAUUUAAAUGCAAUUCUUGAUACAUGAAGUCUGUAUCAUCUGUAUUUGUAAAGCUUACAUUUGUUAUACCAAACAGCAAUAAAGUUGCUUUGUAUUGUACCUUA
Cyclopterus lumpus (lumpfish) is the source of this 1231-nucleotide messenger RNA. Its product is annotated as annexin A2-like. Gene Ontology annotation, cellular component: cytoplasm. The record is from RefSeq and is a predicted model, not a curated record. Lineage: Eukaryota; Metazoa; Chordata; Actinopteri; Perciformes; Cyclopteridae. Gene Ontology annotation, molecular function: phospholipase inhibitor activity; cytoskeletal protein binding; calcium-dependent phospholipid binding.